Molecule: messenger RNA, 3975 nt
Organism: Gopherus evgoodei (Goodes thornscrub tortoise)
Lineage: Eukaryota; Metazoa; Chordata; Testudines; Testudinidae
Exons: 5
Coding region: 73-1479 (468 amino acids)
Source: RefSeq, a predicted model, not a curated record
AGGGCGGUGCUUCCGCCUAGCAACGCGAGUGUUGCGGGCGUCGCUAAGGAGGGGAAGCCGCCGGUUCCGGACAUGGCGGAGCAAGCGCUGGGCGUGCGGGGCCGCGGCGCGCGGAUCAGAGAGAAGCCAAACAAAUUCCUGAGCAGCACCCAGAAAACUACUACUACUCACCAUCUGAGCCUCAAAGGACCGGAAAAGAGCCAGACACUGCACAGCAACUGGGAAGGAACUUCAUUAUUUAAAAAACAAACUGAAACUAGCUUGUCCCCAUAUAUAGAGAAGAGUCCCAGCAUUGACGACUUAGAAGAAAGUUUGCGGAAACUUAAAGUUCAGGUGGACAGCUUGGCCUCGAGUCUGAGUUUUGACCCUCAUCAAGAUUAUGCCAUAGACUCUAGCACUACAGUCAACUUGAGCACCUUUAAUUCUGCAUGGCCAAGAGUUCCUAAUGGGACCUAUGCAGAGGCAGACAUCGGAGAUUCACCAAAGCCAUCUGCAGAGUCUGAGUGGUUUCUGAACCCAAGACAUCUAGUCAAACCACUGGGAGAGUAUCCAGCGCUAACAAGCUUGGGCCUUCCGACAUUCUCCACAUCACCCAUCAACCGUGUGCCAGGGCUCCUGGGGAGUGAGAUUGCAAGUCAGAACUAUGUGCCGUCACUGGAUCUUGCACAUACAGAGUCUUUCCCAGUGAAGCUUGGUGCUCCUCAUGUGAUUGGAGUCAGGUCAUUGUUGCCCCCUAAAAUCCCAGUGCAGGAUCGCUCUCCUGAAAGGUCCCUCUCCCUUGAUCGUUCUGGAACCAACCGAUCCCGUUCAUUCUCUCCGGCUCCCAAAAGAACCCGGUGGCUAAGGUCUCGCUCACAGUCACCUAGACCCAUCUGGAGACCAAAUUCUGCUAAGGCAAAUGCCUGUGCCCAGCCUCCACCACACUUUGGCAGGUCUAGGUACAGCAGAAAGAAAACAGCUUCAACCAGACAAUCACGAUCCAGAAUAUACAAACCAGGAGCCCUGGCUGCUAGGUCCUGUACUCCAGCCAGGAUGAAUACAAGGGGACCACUGAGCUAUUCUUGGAGCCCUUACAGUCUGCCUUCCACUGCUGUAUCCUCACCAACAGCUCAGGAGAUUAAUGAACGGUUUUUGCAGACUCUUGCAGAAGGUGCUGUUGGGAGGUCCCUGAUAGAAAUGUCCCCGUAUCAGAAGGAGCUGGCUCGUCUCAGGCUGGAGCGUCUGCGUGUGGAGGAGGAAUGGUUAUUAGAACUAAAGAGGCAGCAAGAAUUGGAGCGAACUCGGGGUCCAAAACCAAAGUGGUAUGAGAUGAAAAACUCCCAGUUUCAUUAUGAAGCCCACAAGAAUAAUGAGUUGCUGAAGAACAGCCAGGACUUGCAGUCUGUCUAUAACUAUAGGCAGGAACUGGCAUCCAUGUCCAAGGAAUUCCAGCAGCAUUUGAAACCUGCUCACCUGCACUCUCUCUGGGAAGAGCUUUAACUAACCUGUGCUGGUAGGAGGUGCAAUCAGAGACGCCAGCCUGUGAAUUCUGGGAGGCCCUUGUGCUGUGCUUAAUGAAGAGGAAACAAGAUGGUGGAGAGGGGAAUUCUUUAGACCCACUAGCCUAUGGGCCAGUUCCACUCCAGUGCAUCUUCACUGCCUUCAGUGCUGAAGUUAGUCAGUUAUUAUUUACGAUAAUAAGCCAAAUCACUACUGCUAUUAUUCACCUCUGUGCCAAGAGCCAGCAGAAAAUCUACAUGCUGGCCUUCCGCACGGGGGGAAUUUUACCCUGUGAGGAGCUAUCCCUAAUCAACUUACUUGCAGUAUAAAAGAGCCUUUUACUGAAGUGGAGGGGAAAGGAUUGAGGCAAGGGGAAAGUUAAGGGAACAAAUCUAUGGAAUGAUUAUAAUGAGGACCUCAGAAACAGCCCUAAAGCCCUAUUUGUCAGAUCCUGCAGCUUGAGAUGAUGAAAAACUCAGAAUACGGCAUUGAUGGGGUUGGACACAUGGAUAAAUAGCAUCAUGGCAUUUGUUCAGCCUUUCCACUUAUGGUGUCCUUUCUUUUCAGCACUUGCUUCCUUCAAAGUGCAGUUUGAGUGACUCCUUGCUCUUUUUUGCAGUUUCCUUCAUUUUUUCUUUAAUCCCUUCUGUAGUUAGCUGCUGGCAAGUAGAGCAUUCUAAAAGCAGCAAGCUGCCCAGGUUCAGCUGCAAACAAAAGCCGCACACGUUCCUGCAGCUACUAACAGAUGUUCUGUGCUGCAUCAUCCCAAGGUGCAAUGCAGAGCAUUCUGGAAGCCAAAACAAUGGCAGGUUGGUUUGUUUUGAAGAUGUUAGCCUGCAGUGUCCAUUAUUUCCACAGUUUACAAGCAAACAGCCCAGGGACGAUCCAUCUCUGUUCCCUAAACAAUAUAAUGAAUUCUACUUCAACAAAUUUCUAAUUCACAUUUUAAAUUUUCCAGCAGAGGCCUCAGAAUAUAUUGAUUGUUUUAAUAAAACUCUGUUUCCAGUGAUCAUUGCUAGCAAUCACAGGGGGGCUUUAGUAGGGCUUGGUUUGGAGCACUUCAGCUAUCCAGCACAGAUAAUCUAUUUACUACACUGAAGGCAAAAUAUUCUGAACUAUUACAGAGGGGAGCUGGGAAUAGGGAUUAGUUUCACAAGCGCAGAAGGACUCGAAGAAAGAAAAUAAAGAAUGUCCUCACUCAUUUUGGUCUGACAUAAACAAAUUGGCUAAUCCUCUACUGGAGAUAUCAAUAAUAGCUAUUGUUUACCUCUCCUGGGGAAAGCAACUGUUUUAACCUGCCAGUGGAACACUGGGAAAGUGACAGAACUAUUGAGAAUACUGUUAUUUUGUUAAAAUCCAUUCCUGUUCAUUUACAACUGCAUGAUCUGCUCUGUACAGUACAGAAAGAUACCAUGUUAGGCGACAGAUCACAUCCCUUUUCCCAAUAAUACCCCUAUAUAAAUGGAAAUGUUUCCAAUUAAAUUUACUUUUCACUGUUUAUCCUGGUUUAAUUUGGGAUUUCUGUUGGGGCAUGAAGCUAUCCCUGUCAGUUUCACUUUCUGCUUCUCAUGCAUUAGCACAACAGCUGCUGUGCUUGGUUGGUAAAUAUCCCUGGGAGGCUGGAAUUUAAAAAAUAAAACGUUAACUGAACUAAAACUCCAAACAAUUGUAUUAGGUUUCAUUAACCUCUCCCCCUCCUCCACUAAAUCCCCCCUUCCCUCAAAACACAAAACCUAAACCCUGGGCCACGCCCCCUAGCCUCUCAGAGCCUGUAACAACCACUCUAGAAACCAAACAUCUUUACCUGGUAGGCUGCAUAGUCCCGUGGCUAGAACGCAGGACUAGACAUCAAGAGAGUUAGUUUCUUUUCCCAGGUCUGCCACCGACUGGCUGUGUGAACAGGGGUAUGUCAUUGUGCCUGUCUUGACAAAUAAGGAAACGGGGGUUCAAUGUGGGUAAUCAUACUUACCCUCCUUUGUAAAGUGCUUUGAGAUCUGUGCAUAAAGAGGACUAUAUAGGGCCUAGGUUUUAUUGCCACGUGGUUAGGUGAUGGAUUUGUCGCUUGGAAUUUAAGCUCUAGGGAUUCAUACUGUACAUAUAUAAGAUUUUCUGACUUCAAUAUGGGUGAAAUCUUGGGCCCCAAUGAAGUGAGUGGCAAAACUCCUGUGGCUUCAGUGAAGCCAGGAUUUCACCCUAUGUGUUUUGGUAGCACGAGAAAAUGAUCAUUGUUAGCAUAUUCUCCAUAGUACACAUUGGCCAACUUUUUCUAACCCCUCUAGAUGCCUAAAUAGGGAUUUCGGAGCUUAACUUUAGGCAUCUGUGUUUGAAAAUGUGGCUCAUUGCAUCUUUGUUUGGAAGUGGUUCUCUCUCAUCUCGCUAGCUCGUAAGCCUGUUCUUCCCUUUAAAGUGAUCAUUGUUUUCUCGUGGGAUGACUGUUUUGUAGAAAAUCUGUGUAAAUGAGAAAUGUGGAUGAUUAAUAAAAUAUUGCAGAUUCUA